Messenger RNA from Hippocampus zosterae (dwarf seahorse), 4481 nucleotides. It is a transcript of the gene palmdb, whose product is annotated as palmdelphin b. NCBI's taxonomy places the organism in Eukaryota, Metazoa, Chordata, Actinopteri, Syngnathiformes, Syngnathidae. The record is from RefSeq and is a predicted model, not a curated record. The transcript has 8 exons. Gene Ontology annotation, biological process: regulation of cell shape. The coding region runs from base 668 to 2920 and encodes 750 amino acids. Gene Ontology annotation, cellular component: cytoplasm; membrane.
GCGUUGUUCGCCCUCGACGGUGCUAAAAUGCCCUCGCGCCCUGGGCGGCAUUCCCGCGCACUGCCCAAAUGCAGAAAAACCACGCCCGUUCCCGUUUUGACACGGAGAAAUGUUCAGAUGUGCGCACGCUAGUCGGCAGCCAUUUGAUUGCCGGAAACGGUCAAAGGCACGAGACGCCGGAUGUUUUCCGAUCGUUCCGGCAUACGAAGGUAGAUCGCGCCAUCGCAAACGACAUCUCGACUUUGGAGCCGCUUCCUCCUCCAUUCGGAUUGGAGUGGGCGUUGUUGCUAUGGUAACAGAAGCAGGUCCACGUCCGGCUGGAAAAUAGUACGCCGCUUGUAAAACGGCAGGCGCAACGCAUCGACUUCCCGCUCGUCAAGCAAAAGGCGCAAGUCGGAAGAUUCUGGUCUGGAUAGCCUUUGGCUUGGCUUCGGGCAGCCCAUUUGCGGAAUAUCCGCUAUUGCGAGGGAGAGGGAGAGAGAGGGAAGCAGAGGGAGGGAGCUGAGGAAGGGAGGGCGUCGGGCUUGCCUCGCUUCUCCGCCUGCUCCUCUCAGCCCACACAAUCCCCGACAACUGCCUCGAUGUUGGAAACGCUCCGAGUGACUUCUUGAAAAGGCGGCCCGAGGACGCGCAAGCCACAGGAUAAGUUGCCGUCGCCGAAGCCGUCAUGGAGGAAAAAGAGCUUCUGAAGGAACGCCUCCAGGCCAUCACGGACAAGAGGAGAAUCCAGGAAUACAUUGCCGAGAAAAGAAGACGAGUCGAGGAAGAGAAACUCCAGCUCCAAUACAUCAAGAAGAAGGCUUUGAGGGAUCAGUGGCUGACGGACGGUUUGAGUCGGCAAUCGGAGGAGGAGCGGGAGGCCGCAAGGCUUCGGGCUCAGGACGAACGGCAACGGAGCGACGCACUGCAGGGCAACGUUGACAGGAUGGAAAAGGAAAUCGAGGCCUUAGAAGCGGAGGAGCUCAACAUCUCGGCCAAUGAGGAAUUGGUUCUGAAGCGAUUAAAAGAAGUGGAGAGGACAGCGGAGGACAUCAUCAAGAAAGCCACUUCCGAGGCCGAAGAAUCCGACGGGCAGGAGCUAAAGCCGGAUUUCGACGCUUCCGAGAAUCCCGACUCUGACGGCGUCGCUAUGGAAACCGCCGAGCUACCGGAAGCCGAGACGGACGGCGGCGGGGACGUCGUCGCCGCGGCCCCUUCCGACAUCGAUCGCGGGCCGAGAAGUCCGACAGCGACGCCGGCGGAUUCGGACGACGACGAAUCGAGCGGCGGCCGCUUCCCAAGCGACCCGGCCUCGCCCGGCAGCGGCGCCGUCCGGGAAGAGGGGGAAGCCGUCGCGUCGGAGGAAGGAGGCGAGGGGCUCCGACCGAACGAGUCCGUCGCUUCUUCCGUGUCCGACGCGCUCUCCGGUGCCGAAAGCGUUUGCGAAAGCGAGGCCCACCGGUGCACGGAGCGAGGGGGGGAUCUGGAGCGCCACGGGGGGGCUCUCCGACCGUACCCCGAUGAGGAAGAUGAACCCGACUGCGCCGAAACGUGGAACCCACAAGUCCCCGGGGAGCCCCCGGAGCCGCCGCUUCCCCGGGGAGUCGCGGGAGAGGAGGCUCUGUCGGACGUAUCGAGCGAGUCCUGCCCCGACCCGGCCCCCGACGACGUGGACGAGUGCCUCCGAGUGGAAAUCGCAGCCGCCUCCUCCGACAGUGAGACGGAUGAAAAAUGGAGGGCCGUCUUUUCCUCCUCCAUCAACAAAGAAGACGACGACUCCUAUCUGGACGCUCUCAACUUAAGCGCACGGGAGCUCUUUGUGCAGAAAGUCGAAGCGACGGACUCGGAAGAGCGAGGGGACGAUGGCGAGGCGCGACCGAGCCCGCCAGAAGCGGAAGGGCGGCCAGAGGCCUCGUCCCCGCUGCCGAUCGACAUCCCCGAGGGGGAAGAGCGAGGCGGGAGAGCCUGGCGCGACGACCCCGGCGCUCUGGGGCCGCACGCGUGCCGCGCCCGGGAUCCCGACAGGAGGCUCCCCAAAGACUUCUGCGUGAUCCAAGAGACGGCGAGCGACAACGUCAGCACGGAGCACGUCGACUUCCAGUCGGCGCGCGAGCAGUGGCGGGCGAUGGAAGAGCAAAGUAACAAUAAGGCGCUGCUGCCCGCCGCCCGCCAGCCCGACCCCCGCGCCGGCCGCGCUCGCACGUACGCGCCGGUGCGAAAUAUGGAGAGAGGCGACGGGUGGGCCCGGGAGGCGGAGCCCUCCGCCCCGCAAUUCAGCCCGUGCUCGGAAGACUCCGGCUUGGACGAUUCCACUCCCAGGUCUCCCGACGACGAGGCGGAAACGCCGCUCCGGAGGGAGGCGGGCCCGUCGGCCGGCGCCCCGCCCCCCGCCGCGCCCUCCUUGGUCAUCACGCCCUCUCCCGCCAGGGAGCCGCCGAGAGAGGAGCCCGGGGCGAUGGCGGCGGGUCGCGGCCAGCGGCGCCCCGAGGACCUCGCGGUGCCAGAGACCUCUGACGCGAUUGUUCGCAGCGCUUCCGAGUUCUCGCUGGACAGAGCCUGCCAGCCCCAAGAGAAAAUGUUCCCCAGCAACCCCUUCUUCAAGCUGCGUUCGCGAAGCAGUGUGUCUCUGGUGGACGAGGAGGUGCGAGCGGUGCGGCGACGAGAGGAAGAGCUGCGCGAGGAGAGGGCCCGUCUCUAUGGCCGCGGCCGGCCCGCCGACAAAAGGAUGCCGUCCAACAAAUCGGCCGCCUUGUCGCUGGACCGCCCGGCUUCAUCGCCAAUGAAGUGCAAGUCGUCGCCAUCGUCGCCCAUGAAAACGGCCAAAAUGGAUCGCUCCGCUCUGUCCUGCGAUCACAGAUUUCCAGUGGGCUGCGCCGUGGGAAGACGCAAGAGCGCCAUGGCUCUGCGCUGGGAGGCGGGCUGCUUCGCCAAAAACGACUGACGGGGGAAACGGCGAGACGUCCCGGUGGGAAGGAUGCCCCCGCUGCCGAUUGCUCCGCUUGAUUUUCCGGCAUCCGUUCAAUGUUUGGGUCUUGAUUGAAAUAAGCCACGAUGGUCCAAAGGCCUCUCUGUCAGCGUGCGCCUUCGAAUGGCAGCAAAGCGGGAAUUCUUCGAUUUCAAAUAAAUGAGGCUCCUCGGUUCACUUCGUUGCGGUUCCGCUCCCACUCGCGCGCGGCUCUGCUGUUGCGUAUCCGCACCGGCGAAUGAGGCGUCGACGUUUGCGAGCGAGUGCACCUUAGCGGCGAGCCUUUUUGCAUUUUUCUGGAGUCUCGGGUCUGACGAAGACGUCGUGAGGAAUCGGAAGGAGGAAAAUGCGCAUCCUUGUUCGCUAAGCUGAUGUGGCAGGUCUCGGCCAAAAGGCGGCGCGCUAGAGGUGCCGUGGUCUUAACGCGCUGCGCAAAGGGGCGCAGUAGUUUGUCCCUUGCUUUUUGUCUUUUCUUCCUUCCCCGAAUUGCGGCGUUUUUGCUCUCGUGGCUUUUGUAGUCGUUCGCCUUGCCGAAAAGUGCGCGCAUGUGUUUUGUGUUUGUAAGCCGCCGCGGCUGCCUUCAUUGUUGAAAGCUCUUUCUUGACAUUUGGAUGUUGCUCUGGCAGACGAUACUUGAGACGCUCAUGUUGCAUUGUGUCCUUUUUUUGCCAUUUUACGAUGAGCAAAAACAUGGUUCCAAACUUUUGCUCAAAUGUGCCAUGAGUUUUGCUUCUUUAUUUCUUUUUCUAAUGUCAAAGAGUGACUCUAUGGUAUGAGCUGUGUGUGUGUGUGUUUGUGUGUGUGUAUAUUCCUAUGAAUGAAUACUCUAAGAAAUUUUCAACUACUGUAUUUUCAUGACUAGAAGGCGCCAUUAAAAGUCUGAAAUGUUCUCCAAAAUGGACAGGACGCCUUAUGAUGCGGAGCGUCUUGUGUAUGCGCUGAGUUCCAAAACCUGACUGUCAGCCGACCCGCUGUUUAUAUAGAGAAAAGGCGGAAGUGACUGUGGACAGGCAUGCGGCAAAGAAGUCGGCCAAUCAGUGAAGGGUGGGCGUGUAUAUUUACAUAUAUGGCAUGCGGGGAAGAAGUCCGCCAAUGAGUGAAGGGUGGGCGUGUAAGUGGACGCUAAAGGGAUGCCCCAAGCAGGUACCAACACCUGUAUAGAGUGUGGCUAUGUGCAUUGUUGCAAAACAACUUCGGUUUUGGUUUCUAAGAACGCCCGAAAAUAAAUUCUAUGUUUAUAUUCGAGAAUAUAUUCUAUCUAUAUAUUCAAUCGUCGUGAAAACACGGUAGGCAGCUCUGCUUGCCUCACGGAUUUGAUCCCAACUUUUUAUUUACCAACAGCGUAAAUAUUCAAUGUAAAGACACUCCCCCCGCCCCCAUUUCCCAACAGCAUGAAUGAGAAGCGCAAGCUCUGUGUUUCUUGGCUUCCGGUGUUGUUUUUCCACGUCACGUUUGAAACGCGCUCAGGUUUUGCUUGCAAGUGCUCAUGCUUGCCCGUGCCACUUCCGCAACAAUAAAAUAUUGAUUGGAAAAUCAA